AUGGACCGUGCUCUUACCCUCAACAUCAAGCCCACCUCUGGCCUGGAGUCCCUCCCGGACGAUCUCCUGCUCGACAUCACGGAGAAGUUCGCGACGGCGCGAGAUCUCGCCAGCUUUGGCUCCGCCUCUCGCCACCUCCAUUCCUUCACGCGGGAGGCCGGGUGGAAGACCUUCUGUCGUUCCUCCUUUUCUCCCGUUUUCGACAUCGCCGCCAGCAGGAUAUCCCGGCAGCGCUGGGAUGAGGUGGCGAAUCGGCUCACAUACCUGGAUCGCUGCUGGGAGCGGCGUGCAUUCUCCAUCUACAAAUACCAUGAAAUAAAGAAGAGCGGCCGCGGGAGAUCUCGGCGUGGCUUCUCCGGCGUGCAGAGCGUUUCUUUCCACCCGGCCCUGGAUGCCAGGGUGCUGUCAAAUACCUCCUCCAAGGAUGAGCAGGAACUGGCCGUCUGGGGCGUCGGGGAGGACCUCAUCACCAAACUCAAACCCCUGUACUCGGCAGACCAAGAGAGUUGGUUCAGACUUGAGGGCCGCGAGAGCGGCUACAGUGGGGGCUUCGGCGACGUGACCGCCGUUACCGCCAUCGAUCGAUCGCAGUCCCCAGAGGUUGUCGUUGGCAGGGCCAACGGGGACUUGAAGGUCAUCGCGGCUGCUGGCGAGGAAUUUGGGGCCGUCUCACAGUCUCUGACACCGUAUCAGGGAGCAGUGGAUCCCAAGCCGGAUGCCUCAUCCCGUCGAAGAUCACCAGCCCGUGUCGCCAUCUCCUGGACGGACUGGCAACCGCAGACGAACAUUCUGGCAAGCUGCCGGCACUCGAGUAUAACUCUUCAUGAUUUGUCAAACAAGGAGGAUAAGGAGCUGGACCCCAUGUGCCAUUAUGACCUCGCCCAGGAUUGUCCUAGCGACGAGAUGCCCUUCGUACGCAGCGCCAAGUUCCUCGGGAAGGACAUCAUUGCGUGCGGGUUGGGCGGAACCCGUCAGCCCCUCAGAUGGGGGCGCAUCACACCUACGGGGCUGGAAUUCUUCGAUGCAGUGCAGGACCUUUCGGACUAUUCCCACCUCACCGAUAUAGCCCGAAGCGGGAUGCCGGAGAAGACGACCGUGCGAGCUAUAGAGCCAGUCGGCUACGGGCACAGCGAGAGCCUCCUGCUCAGCGCUUGGGAAGAUGGGACAUACAGACUCAACGAUAUCAGAACCUCGUCCCCCUACGAUGCCAUGUACCGUGAUCGAUGGAGCGUCUAUGAGCCAGGCAGCUCUCUACUCGUCUACGGGACCCAGCGCUUCAUCGCUGGCAGCAACAUGUCCGAGUCACUCAUAUUCUUCGACUUCCGAAACUCGAAGCCAUACAACCACACCAGCGCUCUCCCCUGCUCGACCGACGCCCCUCGCCCAACUCCCCCAGGUCGCUCCAACGAGCCGGCUGCGUCUGCUCCAGUGUACGACAAGUGUUGCCACCUGCUCGGCCAGUCGUGCUCCUGGCACUCAAAGGCCGCCCAGGACUACUGGCGCCCAGACGCCAUACUUCACUUCGGGCAGUCCCGCUACGACCGCGUCCACGCAAUCGCCAAGGCGUCGAACCUCUCCGACUCCUUCUACUGCGGCGUAGACGGCUACGUCCUCGAGGUCAGCCUGAAGCUGGCCGAGGAUAUGGAACCCAGCAGCAGCAGCAAGCCCUCCGCGCCCGCGGGCUGGCAGUCCUCCAGGCCCCGCGACAAGAUCUCCCUCAUGGAGACCGGCGUCGGCCGGAUGAGGGGCCGCGACUGGGAGCAGCUCGACCUGGAGCUCCCCCAGCUGUGGCACCAGAGGAAGCCAGGCCACGGGAAAGGGGCUCACCAUCCCAAGCCGGUCAGGGGCUCUCGUCUGGAUUCCAUCUACUACGAUCCCUCCAACCGGUCACAGUGA
Messenger RNA from Clonostachys rhizophaga, 1896 nucleotides. The record is from the annotation of a GenBank genome assembly. Lineage: Eukaryota; Fungi; Ascomycota; Sordariomycetes; Hypocreales; Bionectriaceae.